Molecule: messenger RNA, 195 nt
Organism: Kuraishia capsulata CBS 1993
Lineage: Eukaryota; Fungi; Ascomycota; Pichiomycetes; Pichiales; Pichiaceae
Exons: 1
Coding region: 1-195 (64 amino acids)
Biological process (GO): mitochondrial respiratory chain complex I assembly
Cellular component (GO): mitochondrion
Source: RefSeq, a predicted model, not a curated record
AUGUCCGUUGUCAAGAAAGAGAGAGUCAAGCAGGUGCCGAAGUUUAUGCAGGCUACUGUGUCUUGUGGUCAGCAAUCAAUUUUGUACGGUCAAUGUAUUAUGAAACACUAUCAGAAUAUGUCCAAGGACGCCUGCGCCGCUGAGUUUAGUGCUUAUAAGAAGUGUGUGCAGACGGUGCUGAGCAGGAAAUGGUGA